Scylla paramamosain (green mud crab) is the source of this 1005-nucleotide messenger RNA. RefSeq names its product protein LTO1 homolog. NCBI's taxonomy places the organism in Eukaryota, Metazoa, Arthropoda, Malacostraca, Decapoda, Portunidae. The transcript has 3 exons. Bases 136 to 537 code for a protein of 133 amino acids. The record is from RefSeq and is a predicted model, not a curated record.
GUGUUGUUGAGAGCAGGCCAGUGUUUGUUGUGGCGAUCAGCUGAGCGGCGCCGCCAGGCAUGGGAUGCUGUUGUCCUGCUCCCUGAACUCUUCUGGCUGUUCUCUACUGUCCUCAUUUAGCAUCUUCAGCAGGUGAUGGAGGAAAAGAAUGAGGACCUGUUUGAUGCUGUGUAUGCCUUGGAGCAGCAGAAGUAUGGUGAAGGACAGACUGAAGGUACAGAGGAAGGACACAAAAACCACUACCAGCAAGGCUUCUUAUUAGGCUGGCAGCAGGCUUGUCACUUAUUGCAUGAGCUGGGCACAGUGGAAGGCCUCCUGAGCAGCAUUGCAGUGAACAGGAAGGCCGAGCUAAGUCCAAGGACACAUAGCCAAGUGGUGCGGCUGCUGGAGGACCUGCAGGGGUGGCCAAGCUGGGAUCCUUCUGAGAAGAACAUUGAGGAGAAGCUUCGAGGCAUCCACACCAGGGCAAGGAACCUAUUGCGAAGAGUUGGAAUAAGUGUCAAGGUGGUGGACAGAAGUGUGGAUUCCGAAUUCUGAGUAACGUAGUACAGAGAAAGGAAGGAUAAAAGAACUUUGUGUGAGUGCAUCAGUGUGUUUGUCGGUGUGUUCUUGUGGUGAAAAUGGAGUUGCUAUAUGUAUGGUAUCUUUUUGUGAUACUUUUAGUGUCUUUCUUGAUGUCUAUAUCAUAUACUUAUUUUAUUCAUAUGCUUUUGUGAUCUUUUGAGUUGAUUAAUCAUGUUGUACAAAGAAAUAAUGGUGUGUGUGGCCAGGGCUGCCUGUGCUGGUGCGCUUAGUGAAGACAGGAAUUGGUUACAGUACAGGGAUGGUCACUGACAUGCACUAGUCAUACAUGUGUAGUAAACCAUGUAGUAUUUAAGUAAAGAUCAUUUGCUUUUAGGUCCUGGCUUGUAUUAUUUAAAUUAUUUAUCAAACAAAAUUCUGUAAAUACAAAUUAGAAUAAAAUAUGCAGACCUUAUCUCAAUUGCUGUCACAAGAGUCAUAAUA